Molecule: messenger RNA, 5629 nt
Organism: Xyrauchen texanus (razorback sucker)
Lineage: Eukaryota; Metazoa; Chordata; Actinopteri; Cypriniformes; Catostomidae
Product: sodium/hydrogen exchanger 3-like
Exons: 16
Coding region: 280-2757 (825 amino acids)
Biological process (GO): sodium ion transport; proton transmembrane transport; regulation of pH
Cellular component (GO): apical plasma membrane; brush border membrane
Molecular function (GO): sodium:proton antiporter activity
Source: RefSeq, a predicted model, not a curated record
UGCACCACUGCUCUCUUCUGGACCACAAAGACUGAGAGAGCAUUGAUGAAAAGACAGCAGGUGACUUAGGGAGGGAUACUCUUUGAAAACAAGUGUAGAUUUAAAGGAAAACUAAAUGUACAAACCUUUGUCUCACCAAGGACUUUCAGGCAACCAUAAAGACAACAUUGGGACCCUUUAAUGGACUUUUGUCAUAUAACGUUAAGCAAAGAACUACAGUAGUACACACAAUCUGGAGCUGAUAAUGAUUCUAUAAAGCAUCUUUAUCACUUUUUCGCUAUGCCAAGUUCUACUUACCUAUGCCUGUUGAGGGCAGUUUUUCUGGUAUGCUGUGUUAACCCUUUCAUCCAAGGAAUAAGUGCAGAUGCAAACCAGUGUGAGGAGCCUCAACAUCGACUGAAACCAAAUCUCACAGAAGUACCGAUAGUCACAUUCGCAUGGCAUCAUGUGCAGACCCCAUACCUGGUUAUGGUGUGGGUAUUUGUGUCAUGCUUGGCAAAACUAUCAGUGAUUGAAAUAAACCACCAUGUCACCAGUAUGGUCCCAGAGAGUGGGAUGCUCAUCAUCCUGGGAUUUAUCUUGGGAGGCAUUGUCUGGGGAGCAGACAAAAUGCAGACUUUCAAAUUGCUUCCUUACACUUUCUUCUUCUACUUGUUGCCUCAGAUCAUUUUGGAUGCAGGUUACUUUAUGCCAAACAAGCUAUUUUUCAGCAACCUGGGAGCCAUUCUUGUUUAUGCCAUCAUCGGAACUUGCUGGAAUGCAGCUGCCAUUGGCCUCUCACUUUGGGGCUGCUAUGAGGCCGGAGCAAUGGGUAACCUGGACAUUGGCCUUCUGCAAUUCCUGUUGUUUGGCAGUCUAAUCGCUGCAGUGGACCCAGUGGCGGUGAUUGCUGUUUUCGAGGAAGUGCAUGUAAACGAUGUGCUGUUUAUCCUGGUUUUUGGAGAGUCAUUGCUCAAUGACGGAGUCACAGUGGUGCUUUACAAUGUGUUCGAUGCCUUCGUUUCUAUAGGAGGUCCAAUGAUUGAUGCUGCAGAGAUUUUCAAGGGCAUAUCUUCAUUUUUUGUGGUGGCGUUUGGAGGCUCACUUCUCGGCGUUGUGUUUGCCAUACUGCUGUCCCUGCUGACCAGAUGCACCAAGAACAUUCAAAUCAUUGAAGCUGGCUUUGUCUUUGUUUUGGGCUACCUGGCUUACCUGACAGCAGACAUGCUCUCCCUCUCUGCAAUACUUUCAGUCACCUUCUGCGGUAUAUGCUGCCAGAAAUAUGUGAACUUCAACAUGGAUGAGAAAUCAGUUACAACAGUUCGUCAUACCAUGAAAGUGCUCGCAAACGGCUCGGAAACCAUGAUCUUCGUAUUCCUUGGCAUAACAGCAAUCGAUGAAGCCAUCUGGGUUUGGAACACUGGCUUCAUCCUCCUCACCCUCCUCUUUGUAUUUAUUUACAGGAUCAUAGGUGUUUUCUUCCUUACCUGGAUCUUAAACAAGUUUAGACUUGUUCCCAUUGAAGUCAUUGACCAGGUUGUGAUGAGCUACGGUGGCUUGCGAGGAGCAGUUGCAUAUGGAUUGGCAGCCAUGCUGGACGAGAACAAGAUAAAAGAGAAGAAUCUCAUGAUUAGUACCACACUCAUUGUGGUGUAUUUCACUGUCAUAAUUCAGGGAAUCACGAUGAAGCCAUUGGUUCAGUGGCUUAAGGUCAAAAGGGCAGCUCAUUUUGACUUGAAACUUGUUGAAAAAGUGAACAAUAGGGCAUUUGACCACAUACUUUCAGCAGUGGAGGACAUUUGUGGACGCAUAGGAGACAACUGGUGGACCAGAAACUGGAAAAGAUUUGAAGAAAAGUAUAUCAGCAGGUUAUUGAUGAAACCUAAGGCCAGAAAAAACAAAGACGAUCUCUUUAGUAUCUAUCACAAACUCAAUCUCGAGGAUGCCAUGAAUUAUGUCUCUGAGGGUGAACGCCAAGGUUCUCUGGCAUUCAUUCGUAGUGAUAAAGCGGCCAACAUAGAUUUCAAAAUGCAGUUUGGUUCGAAAUAUCCACAUGUGAUCCCUGAAAUAAUGGUCGAUAUGUCGAAUUACGAGUUUGGGAUUGAAAAUACUUCAAUAACCUCCAUUGUAAAAGACAGCGUCCCAUCCAUAUCCCUUGACAUCCAUGGGCAAGACCAUAAAAAAUUGGUUGACGACCACAAUGCCCAUCAUCUUCUACAACAGCACUUAUACAGGAGCAGAAAGCAUCACCGUCACAAAUACAGUCGCUAUCAAUUUGGCAUCAACCAAAGUGAGGAUGAAGUGCAGGAGAUCUUCCAGAGGACCAUGAGGGGCCGCCUUGAGUCCUUCAAAUCUGCUAAAAUGGGUGUCCACCAUGCCAAAAAAACCAAGCACAGCAAGAAGGUGUCUAUUGGACACCCAGAUGAUAGAGGCUAUCCAAAUGGAGAUGAAGUUGACAGUGCUGUUGUUAGUGAGACUAGUGCCACGAAUGGCCAUUUCACAAGAGACACAUAUAUAAUGGGAGCAGGCAUAGAUAAUCCAGCAUUCAUGCCAGAUAUGGGCACUCCCAUACAAAGCCCACCCUGGCUAAUGGAGCCAGAGACGGACAUGGCUGUUGCACCUUCCCAAAGGGCACAGGGACGCUUGCCAUGGACACUCAACAGGCUUGUGCCAAUGAGGAUCAGCAACUGUUCUAUGGACUCUUUCCUUAUUGCUGAUGCAUCUUUAACUCAGAAUGUGCAUGAGGAACAGCCUCAAAGAGACGAUGCAGAAGUGUAACUACACAUCCUCCAGUUCAUUAACAUUAACCUGAAAUUAGCUGAUUAGAUAAGUACCCUGCUUGUGUACUGGUAUCCCACCUGGCUGCUUAACUAUCUUAAUAAGCAAUAUUAGACCAGCCUUCACUGGAAGAACACAAUACACUACUAUAUAUGGCAGUAGUAUGUGGGCACCCAAACAUUACACCAACAUGUGCUUGUUGAGCAUUUAAUUUCAAAACCAUGGGCAUUAAUCUUCUGGAAAGAUUUUACAAUACAUGCUGUAACAUGGCUGCAGGUAUUUGCUCUCAUUCAGACUCAAGCAUCAGUUUGGUUAGCCACUGAUGCUAGGCCAAUGGGGCGUGGCAUGCAGUCAGCAUUCUAAAUCUUCCCUAAAGUGUUCAACGCGGUUAAGGUCUGGUCUUUGUGCAUGCCAAUUAAGUUGCUCCACCCAGCCAGAAUCGUUAAUUAGAAGAGGGUGUCCACUUACUUUUGCCCAUGUAGUUCACAGGGAAUGGCACAUCAGAUCCCUUAAUUUAAGUAUUAUUUGAACGGUACAAUAUACCAAAGUAUAUAUGUUGCUGACUAUGCACAUAUUUAUGAUUACAAGUGACGAUUCCAUGAAUAGAUAUUUCAGGAUAAUGCCGCAUUACAGAAAGUACAAAUCAAGCUGACUCCAAAGACAUAAUGCCUGUAGAGUCCAGAGAUUUCAGUCCAUUACAAAAUAUAAAAAAUUAGGUGGAACUGGAGAUUUGCUGCAUGAAUCCCACAGAAUCUGCAAGACACUGAUAAAUUAACAAGGACCAACGUUUAAUGUUAGAAUGUUUCCGGGAACUUUUUGAAUCUAUUUAGACAAUUCUAAAAGCAACGAAAGGUACUUAACAGUACUUACUGACUGUAUUUAAAAAAAGAAACAAAAGGAAGUACUAUGCAACUUCCUUUUCAAAGUUCUGUAUAUUUUGUCAAAUAAAAAAAUGUCUUUCCUGCAUUACAGUAUUUUUAACUAUAUAAAAAGGAAGGAAUAUUUAUAUAGUUAUAAUUUUUUUGUUUGUACGUAAUGCGAGUGUGGGGUGAAUUGUUUAAAAUAUUUUUAAAUAUCAAAUAUGUGCAGAAUAUUUUAAAUCUGUUGUAUCCUGGUAUUCAAAUAAUGUCCAAGUAGUUUCUCUAAAUAAUAUGGCAUCAUGUAUUUUCCAUCAUGGGAUUAAUAAAUGAUCAAUCAAUCCUUCUAAUGACAUAAUCUGUCAAGUUUUGCCAUAUUCACUACUUUUCAGCAUCUGUACAUUGAUGUCGAUGAUAAUUGUAUGUACAUAUACAAAAGGAUCUCAAUCUGUACCAUUCCUUGUUAACAAAUUAUACUACACUCACUGAGCACUUUAUUAGGAACACCUGUACACCUCUUACAUAUUCAUGCGAUUAUUUAAUCAGCCAAUCAUGUGGCAGCAGUACAAUUAAUUAAAUCAUGCAGAUACGGGUCAGGAGCUUCAGUUAAUGUUCAUAUCAACCAUCAGAAUGGUGUCAACAACGUGAUCUCAGAUGGGCUGUUUGGGCUGGUUUGAGUAUUUCUGUAACUGCUGAUCUCCUGGAAUUUUCAUGCACAACAGUCUCUAGUUUACUCAUAAUGGUGCAAUGAACACAGUUCUGCGGAUGGAAAUCCCUUGUUGAUGAGAGUGGUCAACGGAGAAUGGCCAGACUGGUUCGUGAUUACAGAAACGCUACAGUAUCUCAGAUAUCCACUCUACAAUUGUAGAGAGCAGAAUAGCAUCUCAGAAUGAACAACACGCCACGGUCAAACCUUGAGGCGGAUGGGCUACAACAGCAGACCACCACAUCGGGCACUUUAUUAGGGCCAUAGUGUUCUUAAUAAAGUGUUGAGUGUAUAUAGUACAAUAAUGUGAGCAGUAAAUGAUAAUUUACCAAUACCACAACUAAACAAAACAUACUGAAUGUAUAUUCUAUAUUUAUUCAUAUGCAUAAUGUUUGUCCAGACAAAACAGUUGAAAAACAUAUCCAUCAAAGCUUGCAAACAUACAUUUAUUAAAAUAUUGACAAUUAAAUAGAACAACCAAAUAAAAAUAAGGGACCACGAUUAGAAGGGUUGAAAUAAACAAAAGAAUCAAAUAUAUUUCUAAAACAAGACAGUUGUGUUAUAAGUUAGUUAAAAAUUGUUAUUUCAGCACACAGUAACUAAACCAUUACGCCAAAGCAUUGAAAGUUUGUUACAUCACAAUGGAAACAGUGCUGAAUUCUAUGAAGUUCCUUCAAUUUAAGAAGCUUACAUAGUUCGAUCAAUCUGGACACUGGUACUUAAUAACACUGAUCGUAUUCUUUACAAACAAGAUGUUUGAUUAGUUGCUAAUAAUGAGCUGUUUUUAAUCACAUACUGUAUAUAGAUGUCAUAAUUUAGCAAUCAGUGCCAAUGAUCAAUAGCUCCUUUGAGAUCCAGCAAACCAUUUUUGCAGCAUUGCUGAUACAUCCCAAAUAAAUUUACCACAUUAUUAAUGUAACAGUUGGAUCAGGUGUGUUUGUUCCUGGCUAGAACCAAACCAGUUGAUAUAAAGGUGUCCAGAAAUGAAAUUCAGGCCAAGUACUGUAUUAGUGAUGUUACCAAUUAAGUUAUUGCUAUUUCAUUACAUACAGAGAACACAAAUUUGACACUGACUGUAGGAAACGGUUUAGAGACAAGAAAAAAAAAAAAAAAGGUUUGGGAUAUAACUGACAUUCCCAGGCUUCAUAGAGUAGCCUUCCUGCUCAGUGCUUGAUCUGUUAGUUAUGCAGUGCCAAAAAAAAAAAAAAACCCUUGUAGAAAGUUUGGUCCAGAGACCAUGUAACUGGCAAGCUCCGUUAUUUGUUGUGUUCUUGGCGAAUAAAGAGGCACAAUCACACACACACACACA